Molecule: messenger RNA, 1111 nt
Organism: Pseudopodoces humilis (Tibetan ground-tit)
Lineage: Eukaryota; Metazoa; Chordata; Aves; Passeriformes; Paridae
Source: RefSeq, a predicted model, not a curated record
CCCCGCCCGUUCCGGUGGUGGCACCGGCACCAUGGGGGUCACCUGCGUGUCGCAGGUGCCGGUGGCCGAGGGUAAGAGCGUGCAGCAGACCGUGGAGCUGCUGGCCCGGCGGCUGGAGGCGCUGGGCGCGGACAAGCAGGGGACGUUCGGCGUGGACUGCGAGACCUAUCACACCGCGGCCGCCCUCGGCACACAGGGGCAGACAGGGAAGCUGAUGUACGUCAUGCACAACACCGAGUACCCCCUGAGCUGCUUCGCCCUCUUCGAGAACGGGCCCUGCCUGGUGGCUGAUGCCAACUUUGACACCCUCAUGGUGAAGCUCAAGGGCUUCUUCCAGAACGCCAAGGCCAACAAGAUCGAGAGCCGUGGCACCCGCUACCAGUACUGCGACUUCCUGGUGAAGCUGGGCACGGUCACCAUGGGCCCCAGCGCCAGGGGCAUAUCCGUGGAGGUGUGUUCCCAGGUGGAAUUCUGCCCCUGCCACCAGCUCCAGGGCUGUGGGAUGUGUUCCCAGGUGGAAUACUGUCCCUGUGUGAUUGCCAACGACUGCUGGAACCUGCUGAUGGAGUUCAUGCAGAGCUUCAUGGGCAGCCACACGCCCGGGAUCCCGUCGGUGUUCGGCUCCAAGCAUGACAGCGCCUACAGCCCCGGGGACACCAUGGUGCAGUACAUGGAGCUCUUCAACAAGAUCCGCAAGCAGCAGCAGGUGCCCGUGGCUGGAAUCAGGUGAACAGCAUUCCCUGGAGCUCCUGGACUGGAUCAGGAAUCCCUCCAGAGUGUGGCACAGGAGGCAGCCCCAGGAUUUUUUUCCCUUCUUGAUUUUUCCCAUUUCUAAGUUUUCCGAUGCCGUGUGUAAUUCUGGGUGUCCUCCAUGGUUUGGGAUUAUUGGAUCUGUGGUUCUUUGGACAGUGUUUUGUGCAGGGAAUCACUGUUUAUCCACAGGGAAAAGAGAAAUUCCAGCCAAAAGCAAGGGCAGAGCUUCUGUGACUACAAACAGCUACAGGAGAAAUCUCUUAAAUUUAUAUUUUUUUAUAUGCACAUUGGUGUUUUGUUGUAUUUCAUGCCAAUAAAACACUGGAUUUUGGGAGGAGGAGUUGUCCCUGCACAGUGA